GCAGCUGCCUAAAAAGCGACAUUACGGAAGUGCGUCGACAGCAGCAUUGGCAUAGAGAGUCUCUUGAUAUCAUACGUUUGCUGCGACGACGCUUCGCCAGUGGUGCGCCACCGCUGCCCAGCAAUUUGGCAUCGCCAUCUAGCCUGCAGCAGUGCCGCAGCGGCGCAGCGAUGGCCAAGAAGAAGCGCCACACGCCGCGCGGCAAGGCCAAAUCAACAGCCAAAACUAGCAACCCCUUCGACGCCGUCGGUAAUAAGAGGAAGCGUCCCGUCGCGCUGAACCAUCGGGCGAAAGGAGCGGUGCGCGAUGUGGGACGAAGCAGGGCCAAGGGCGACGAGCGGAGACGAAGGGGUCUACUGAAGGAUUUAGCAAGAGAAACGCGCGAGAACGUCUUCGAGGAUCAGAGAUUAGGCGAAGGUUUAGAUGAAGACGAUGCCAUGUUGUUGCGGUUCCAGCGCGAGCGCACGAAGCGGACGCGGACGUCGCGACGAGGUCUGGAUGAAGAGCUGACGCACGGCGGCAAGCCGCUGUCCGAUGCCGCUAUUAGUGCCGCUUUCUUUGGCGAUGAAGGUGAGGAUAGAAGGGCGAAGGAGUCUGUACAAGAACAUUUCGGCACGGGCGACGACUACGAGAAGCGCGACUUCGUCGGGGACAUGAUCGCGCAGACCAAACAAGAAAGAGAAGAAAGACAACAAGCCAACGAGCAGCUCGCCCGGGACCGGGAGGCCCUGGACGCGUCUUUUGGGGACCUGGCCCAGUCCUUGUCUUUUCGCGCCAACAAGCCGGACCGCAACGAUGACGACGACGACUACGAUCGGGAUUUGCGGGCCUUGGCCACGGAGCGACGCGUCAGGGCCACGGAUCCGUCGAUCGCGCCGGCGGAAGCGGCGCGGGCGCGCCUCGACGCUCUCAAAAGAAGGGAGGCGCAGCGCUCUUCAAGAAUUGAAGGGCGCAAGGCGGAGCAGACGAAUAAAGAUCCACAUGAUCCUUGGUCGCGGGACCCGUCGGACCCUUGGUAUGGCAUAAUAAAGCCGGAGGGCUACAGCUCGUCGGAGGACGACGUCGUGGAAGAAGAGGAGGAAAACGAGAUCCCCUACGUGUUUGAUGCCUGCCCUUCCACGAGCGAUGAAUUGCGGGAGCUGGUGCGGAGCGUCGGGGCGACGUCCGAGGCGGACAUCGGAAGAGUAGUACGUAGAAUAGCGUGCUGCCACGCUCCGGCACUUGGAGAUGUGGCCAAGUACGAGGGCUUUGUCAGGGCGCUCUGCGGCGCUUUGGUGGAUGCGGGCGACGAUCUCUGUAAUGGUACUGGUAUGAAGAAUGAGGUUGAGGCCCUAGCUCAUACGUUGUCCGGCGUCCUCGUAGCUUUGGAGCCGGAGCGCGCCGCGGAGUGCAUUGAAGAGGCUUUGAUUGACGAGGGCAUGUCUCCGGGCGCAUGCCUCGCGCUGCGCGUGGUCCUGAAGGAAGAAUCUUUAUUAUGUUCGGCGGACGACGAGGCGCCUCGGUUAGCCUACCGUUCAAUAGUGAAGCUGGCGCAAUCAUUAGAUGAGAACCGCGCUCCACAAACUUGCGGAGAGGUCGGUAUUGGCUUGCUACGGUGCCUGACAGUUAUGGAGGCGGCGGGCAUCAACGCCGAGGGGCGGACUUGGUGGGUGCCCGAGGCCUUUGCGUUUCUCCAGACGGUCCUCGGUGAUAUCGAAAAGUGCGGCCUCGCCUCCGCUUGUGCCUGGCGCGGCGCCAAUCCGCCGCAGAUAGCGAUUGAGGACCUAAGCCAGGAUACGUCAUCAACGAGGUGCGCUUCCCUAAUCGCGGGCGCGGCGUCGCUGGCCGUCGAGGCCGUGGCCUUCACGGUUUCCGACGCGAACCGGGGCGCCGCUUCGGCGUUCGUCGAUCCGCUCGUCAAGGCCGCCACGGCCGCGCGGGAGCUGCUGGCGGCGCGCGGCGCCGCGCCUUCACUGUUAAAAACGCUCGACGCCUGCCUGGCUUCCCUGAAUAGUGUGGAUGCGUCCGAACCGGACGCGGACGUUAUCAUAACCGCGCCGGAAACGCUCGAGCCGCGCCUCGAGGCGCACACGAUCGGCUCCAGGCUCACGGAAAAAACGCCAAAGGGCGAGCUCAAGAAAUUGAAAAGACAGGUGCGCAAGGAGCAUAGGGGAGCGGUGCGCGAGCUGCGGCGCGACGCGGAGUUCCUCCGCGCGGAGCGGUCGCGGCGCAAGGCCGGCGACCGCGGCUCGAAGCAGGACGAGCGCCAGGCGAACUACGCGUGGCUCCAGACGCAGGCGCAGAACGGGUGGUCCGGCAAAUAAGUAGCUAG
Messenger RNA from Pelagomonas calceolata, 2311 nucleotides. The record is from the annotation of a GenBank genome assembly. Lineage: Eukaryota; Pelagophyceae; Pelagomonadales; Pelagomonadaceae.